Ahaetulla prasina is the source of this 3571-nucleotide messenger RNA. RefSeq names its product UDP-glucose 6-dehydrogenase (gene UGDH). Gene Ontology annotation, molecular function: UDP-glucose 6-dehydrogenase activity; NAD binding. Bases 294 to 1778 code for a protein of 494 amino acids. The transcript is spliced from 13 exons. Gene Ontology annotation, cellular component: nucleus; cytosol. NCBI's taxonomy places the organism in Eukaryota, Metazoa, Chordata, Lepidosauria, Squamata, Colubridae. The record is from RefSeq and is a predicted model, not a curated record. Gene Ontology annotation, biological process: glycosaminoglycan biosynthetic process.
GCCGCUCGCUCCGAGGCCCAGCCCGGCUGCUGCUGCUGCUGCGGCGCCAUUCGCCCUGGGCGGGCUCGGCUGCGGGCCUGCGGAGGGGGGGGGGGGCGGCGGCCCAAGUCAGCGCCGGCUCCUCCCGCCCGAAGAAGGCGCCUCUUUAAAGCCUGGAGGCGCUGCGGGGCGGCCCCACUUGGCCUCUGCCGGCCCUGGAGCCCUCCCGCCCGCCCGCCCGGCUGCCCGCCUCGCCUCGUCCCGCCCGCAGAACAAGUCCUGAGAGAUUGGAGGAGUGGAUCUUAAGAUCAGUCAUGUUUGAAAUUAAGAAAAUCUGCUGUAUCGGUGCUGGUUAUGUUGGUGGGCCAACAUGUAGUGUUAUUGCUCAGAUGUGCCCCAAAAUUAAAGUCACUGUGGUUGAUGUUAACGAAGCUCGAAUUGGGGCCUGGAAUUCUGACAUCCUUCCGAUUUAUGAGCCAGGACUUAAAGAGGUAGUCGAAUCUUGCAGAGGGAAGAAUCUGUUUUUCUCCACCAACAUCGAUGACGCUAUCAGAGAAGCUGAUCUCGUAUUUAUUUCUGUUAAUACGCCAACGAAGACCUACGGGAUGGGGAAAGGCCGGGCUGCGGACCUGAAAUAUAUCGAGGCUUGCGCAAGAAGGAUCGUGCAAAACUCCAACGGUUAUAAAAUUGUGACCGAGAAAAGCACCGUUCCCGUGCGGGCCGCGGAGAGCAUCCGCCGGAUAUUUGAUGCCAACACGAAACCGAAUUUAAAUCUGCAGGUCUUGUCCAACCCGGAAUUCUUAGCGGAGGGCACGGCCGUCAAUGACCUCAAGAAUCCAGACCGAGUGUUGAUAGGGGGAGACGAGACGCCCGAGGGACAGAAAGCCGUCCGAGCGUUGUGUGCUGUCUAUGAGCAGUGGGUCCCGAGAGAGAAGAUCCUGACCACGAAUACGUGGUCUUCGGAGCUCUCCAAACUGGCAGCCAAUGCUUUCCUGGCUCAGAGAAUUUCCAGUAUCAAUUCCAUCAGCGCCCUGUGUGAAGCCACGGGCGCCGAUGUGGAAGAGGUGGCCAGAGCCAUCGGAAUGGACCAAAGAAUUGGAAACAAGUUCUUGAAGGCCAGCGUUGGAUUUGGCGGAAGCUGUUUCCAAAAAGAUGUUCUGAAUUUGGUUUACCUUUGCGAGGCUCUGAACUUAUCUGAAGUGGCUCGCUAUUGGCAACAGGUGAUCGACAUGAAUGACUAUCAACGAAGGAGAUUUGCUUCCCGGAUCAUCGAUAGCCUCUUCAACACGGUCACCGAUAAGAAGAUUGCGAUUUUGGGAUUUGCAUUUAAAAAGGACACAGGAGAUACCAGGGAAUCGUCCAGUAUCUACAUCAGCAAAUAUUUAAUGGACGAAGGUGCCAGACUGCAUAUCUAUGAUCCCAAAGUACUGAAAGAGCAAAUCAUUCUGGAUCUUUCUCACCCAGGUGUCUCCGAGGAUGAUCAAGUCUCGCGACUGGUCACCAUUAGCAAGGACCCGUACGAAGCCUGCGAGGAGGCCCACGCUCUCGUGAUUUGCACGGAGUGGGACAUGUUUAAGGAGCUGGAUUACAAGCGCAUUCACAAGAAGAUGCUGAAGCCGGCUUUUAUCUUUGACGGCCGGAGAGUUCUGGAUGAUCUCCAUCAUCAACUGCAAGCGAUCGGGUUCCAGAUCGAGACAAUCGGGAAGAAAAUCUCAGCCAAGAGAAUUCCUUUCGCGUCAUCCGGCGACAUUCCGAAAUUCAGUCUGCAGGACCCUCCUCUGAAGAAGCCAAGGGUGUAGGCUUCGCAGGUACAGAAAAGUUGGGAUAAGAAGAAAAAAAAACAGAAGAAAAUAAUAGGAACCCCUUGAGACUCAGUAAAGCAAUUACAAACGAUUUGAUUUCAAUAGAUUUCAAUAUCUCCCACUGAAACCCCACGUAACUCUCCAUUCUGGCUAAAUGAAGUUUAGCAUUUUUUGCACAGGAUUUUAUACGAACUGUUGGGGUAUAGCGCCAUCGUUAUGCGGGGCAUUUUCAACCAGAAUUCUCUUUUAUAAGGUCUAUUUUUCUAGUAUUGUAACUUCUACCAAUGACGUGUUAACUGUACAACCAUCGUGUUUUUAAUAUUUUUUUAACGGAACAAUCCAUCGGCUUCAAACGUCAAGAUUUUAGGGUUUGUUUGGUUUUUUUGCAAGAUUUCACAGACUUUAGCUUUGACGUCUUGGAUCGAAAGCAGGAGAAAGCAAGAAGUUUCCUAUCCUAUUUAAUAGGUAGUAACCUACUAAUACCAUGUUAACAUUAUUCACGGUUGGAAGUUUAAAUUAAGACUUGUCUGGAAAUCCCCAACAAAGGGAUACUUUUAUAAUGAGUGAAAUCAAGGCAUUAAUGAAAUGACUGUUGAGGCAAUUUGCAUAAAAAUGCUUUAUUCCAGAGAAGACCCAAAAUAAGGGAUGAUUAAUUCUGCUUUUUCUCCAGUCGCUGAUUUGUUGACCAUCACUUUCAGAGGUGUUCUACGGCAGCCCAAAUUACAAACUAAGCAAAGCACGUUGUUUCUUCUUGUGGUUAAAAGCAGACUUGGGACUUUAAAGUUCUUUUUUGAUAUGGAAUUUAUCUGAUUUUAGGGACGCUAUGUUAAGCUGACUUAUUGUAACCGUGGUUUACUGAAUAAAUCAAAAGUUGGUCGGGUUGUAUAAUACCAUAAGCCAAGACCAAGCAAACAAAGUAUGGUUUUAAGCACGCUGUGUAAGACGCAGAACUGCCUUAAAAUAUCUGGGAAAAUGUCUUUGUUUUGCAGAGUCUUGGGCACGACUAAUAUCUUUUCACAUCCUUAUUACAAAACAGAGAUCUGAUUUUUGAUUAUUAUUUUUUUGGCAGUUUGUUCCAGUAAAUUAUGACGCAGAAAAUAAUAACCAAAGGAUGUUUCCAUUUUUCGGUACCCACGGGAAUAAAUAUAAAACUGGAAUAUCCAUUACUGCAAUGGGAUUGUUGUUUAAUUCUCAACACAUUUGUACUGAAUGUAAAACAGAUGGAUCAGCUGCAAACAACUCUUCCAGGGACCGGAUUUGUCAAAACGGCCUCAAAAUCAUCAUGUCAAUUCAUUUUUUUGAUUCCGAGAGCUUCAUUCGUACCUUUUAUAAAGCGGUCUUGUUAGUUGUGUGUGUGAGAGAGAGAGAGAAAGAGAAAGAGAGAGAGAGAGAGAGAAUAUUGUAUAGCUGAGCUUCAAUCCAACAGUUUAAUCAAGAAUAUCAUUUACGGUACAGAUGCUUUUAACCCUAUUUAAAGCCAACGAGAAACGUCAUUUUACUGUGUUUUAUGCAAACGGGGAUCAUGACCGACAAUUCCUCAUGAGUAGGAUUGUCACCGAAAAUUGUCACGGUUAGCAACGUGAUGUGGGCUAACGCAGAGCAAACAGUGAUUACUGAUGAGCGAGUGAAAAAAAUGCAUAUCCAUCUUCGAUUCCUUAAUGUAUGUGUCUCAUUCUACCUCUGUUUUUCUUGAUGGGUUUGAACGCCGCUUAUUGGCUAACGAGUGAUAUUUUUUGUACAAUAUCAGGGUCCAAGGAACAAAUAAAAUAUUUUGUAUUCUUUUUUCUUUU